Messenger RNA from Sciurus carolinensis (gray squirrel), 4007 nucleotides. It is a transcript of the gene Catsperg, whose product is annotated as cation channel sperm associated auxiliary subunit gamma. Gene Ontology annotation, cellular component: sperm principal piece; CatSper complex; motile cilium. Lineage: Eukaryota; Metazoa; Chordata; Mammalia; Rodentia; Sciuridae. The record is from RefSeq and is a predicted model, not a curated record. The coding region runs from base 415 to 3936 and encodes 1173 amino acids. The transcript is spliced from 29 exons.
GGCUGGAGAGCAGAGGUGGAGGGGGAAGGUGUCGCGGCUCGAGAAGGGGAGGUUUGAGAAGUCAGCGCCGGCGUGGAACGAGGAGAGGGCGCAGGUCCAGGAGAGGUCUCGAGGCGAAAGGAAGGCCCGCGGCGAAGGGAAGGCCGGUGGCGAGGAGAGAUUCAGGGGCGAGGGGACGGCCCUUGGCGAGGAGAGAUCCAGGGCCCAAGAGAAGCCCCGAGGCGAGGAGAGAUCCCGCGGCGAGUGGAAGGCUCGUUUCGAGGGGAGAUCCUGGGGCGAGGGAAAGACCCGUUUCGAGAAAUCCCGUGGCGAGGAGAGAUUCCGGGACGCGAAUAAGGCGGGUGGCGAGCAAAGAUGCCAUGGAGAGGAGAAAGCCCAGGGUGAAGUUCUAGCUACAUUGUGCGCUACCCAGCCAUGUCCCCUGCCAGCCCUGUGUGGCUAAGAGUCCGACUUCUGAGGGUGCUGUGGGCACUGCUCGCGGUGCUACCGUGGCCGUGGAAGCUGUGGGCACUCAUCCACAAUUUCCAGGAGUGCACUUGGCAGGUUGCCUUGAACAAGUUCCAGAGGGUGGGCGAGAACUUAGAGAGUGAUCGCUUCCUUCAUCAAGAGCCGGUAGACACAGUGCGCAAUGUGUUCAACAUGUUGGUGGACUCACCCAUCGACCGGCGCGAGAAAUACUUGGGUUUUCCUUACUACCUGAAAAUCAACUAUUCCUGUCAUGGACAGGACUCCGAGGACCUGGUCCGCAGGGGCCACCUGAUAGGGCUGAAGCCUCUAGUGCUGGUCACUUUCCAGGCCCCAGCCAACUUCUACCGCUGGAAGAUAGAGCAGCUGCAGAUCCAGAUGGAGGCAGCCCCCUUCCGCAGCAAAGAGCCGUGCCCGGCAACGGAGGUGUGUGUCAUGAGCUGGUACACGCCCAUGCCCAUCAAGAACGGCAGCGUGGUCAUGCGUGUGGACGUCAGCAGCAAUGGCGUGGGUCCUAUCAUUCCCAACCAAAGGUUCCACGUGAAUAUCAACGGCUUCCUGAAGAUGGAGGGAGACAAAAUCCAGUUCACAGUGGGAGAUGAGCUCUUUGAUCUGAAGCUCAGAUACUUUGUGAAUGUCCCAUCGAGACCCCUGUGGUACAAUGUGGACCAGUCACCCGUGCUCAUCCUGGGUGGCAUUCCCAACGAGAAGACCCUCAUAAUGACCAGUACCAACUUCAAGGAAUUCUCUCUCGUGGAAUUGAGCAUUGACAGUUGCUGGGUAGGUUCCUUCUACUGUCCCCAGGCUGAGUUCUCAGCCACCAUCCAUGACGCCAUCUCCACGGAGAGCACGCUCUUCAUUCGGCAGAACCAACUGGUCUACUACUUCACAGGCACCUACUCCACACUCUACGAGGGCAGCCACAGCAGUGGCAAAUGGGUUCGCGUCCUGGCCAGCGAGUGUAUCAAAAGACUGUGCCCCGUGUAUUUCAGUAGCAAUGGCUCUGACCACAUCAUAGCCCUGACCACCGGCAAGCAUGAGGGCUACAUCCAUUUUGGGACCAUCACAGAUGGCCUUGUGUCCUUCGAGUUGCUGCCCAGGAAUCAGUCCAUGUGCCAAAGGCUCCUUGCUGACAGAUGCUCCAUCACCUGGGCCACCUUCAUCUCGGGAGAAAACACUCUCAUUCUGCUGGUGGAGAUCUACUACCAGAAGAGUGAUGAGAAAUACUACCAACUGACCAACUACAACCUGAUAACUAAUGAGAUGAACAUCCUCUAUACGAUGCCACUGUUCAUCCCUGAUGCUGGAGGCCUAGAGUUCCUGAUGAUCCUGGGGACGGAGACCUACACCAACACUCCCAUGGUACCCAAGGGCUUGUUCUUCAAUGUGUACAACAACCUGCUCUUCAUCUGGGGCAACUUCCUCCUGCAGAGUUACAACACAGAAAACUUCCUCUACCUGGCGGACUUCCCCAAGGAGUCAACCAUCAAGUACUUGGUCAAUUCAUUCCAAGGGGAUGUGGUUAUUGUCACCGAGACUGAGGAGAUCUGGUACCUCCUGGAGGGCACCUACCAACUGAGCAGGCUGUUCCCGUCCAAGGGCUGGGACAUCCACGUCAGCCUGCAGGUGAUGAAGGAGUCCUCACUCUAUGCCUCCAACGAGACCAUGGUCACUCUCUUUUAUGAAGAGGACAAGCUGUACCAGCUGGUAUAUCUUAUACAAAAGCAGCAGGGCCACCUGGUGAAGAGGCAGGUGCCAGUGGAGAAUGUGCUGUUGUAUAAGCAGUACAACAAGUACCACGUGGAGCCAGAGGGGAACUUCCGAACGCUCAUCUUCACCAACUUCUGCCCGUUCGAGGUGAUGCGCCUGGGGAACCUGCCUAACCCACAGGCCUACACGCGCCAGGAGCGCUACCUGGCUCGGCCCCCGAUGGUCUUGAAUCCCUCGGGGUUCCACACCGAGAACUCACUCGCGGUCUAUCAGGGUCUCGUCUACUACCUUCUCUGGUUGCACUCCAAGUACGACAAGCCUUAUGCGGACCCAGUGCACGAUCCCACCUGGCGCUGGUGGAAAAACAAGAAACAGGACAAGGAUUACUACUCUUACCUGGCGAGCAACUGGCUGAGCGCGGGUGGCGUGCACAUCGACAUGGACAGUUACGAAAAGGUCUACGACCUCAAAGCCUCCUACCGGCUGCCCGAGCGCAUCUUCCUGGACAAGGGCGCCGAAUACCACUUCUCCAUCUUCCUGACCGCGCGCGGGCACUCCUUCGAGAUGGGCACUGUGGUCGGCAGUGUCUUCAAGGUGCGGAGCAGGGUGUCGGUUGGCGUGGUGGUGGCUGACCCCAGCUGCACGGAAUCCUUGGUGCAGCAGAGGGUUCUUGUUAAACGCAACUCGGUGCUAUUCUUGGUUACUCUCAGGGAUAAAAGCGUUUGCUAUGACCAGGGCAUUAGUGGACAUCACCUCAUGAAGACUUCCCUGAUGGUCAAGGUGGUGGGUUCCUCCGGGUUCUGCUUCCAGCACACACACCUUGGACCCCGAUUGCAAGGCAACCUGAUGGUGCCAGUGUUUAUCGGCUGUCCCCCAGGCAAGCGCCUGGCCUUCGACAUCACCUACACGCUGAAGUACAUGCGCCUGAAGAACAAACACUACUACGACUGCAUCUACCAGGACCCUGAGAUGCCCUGCUUUCUCUUCCGUGACAUGUUCUACCCCUUCUUCUUGAUUCAAGAUUUGGUAACGGGAGACUCUGGCAGUUUUAAGGGCAGCUACGUGCUGAAAGUGGUGGGAGGCGGGCGCUCGCUGGGCAGUAUCGUGGACUACAACGAGGAGGAAAUCUAUCGCUACAACAGCCCCCUGGACAAGACUGAUAGCAGAAUCUGGACCACAAGGACCGCGGGGACCACCCAGGAUAUGGCCUUCCACAUCAUGUCUUAUGAAAACUCGGGCAUUGAGUGGCUGUGUUUGGAGAACUCCCCAUGCUAUGACUUGACCCCCCAAGGCAUCUUCCCCCCUGAAUUCUACUUCAAGGUGCUGGUGAGCAACAGAGAUGUGGACAACAGCACGUACUGCGACUACCAGCUCAUCUUCCUGCUGCACAUCCAUGGGCUCCCACUCAGUGCCAAGCGGGCCCUCUUCCUUCUCAUUGUUUCCGCCAGUGUGCUCGUGGGCCUGGUGAUCCUCUACAUCAUCAUCUGCCUCCUGUGGCCCUAUGUGGUGAGGGCCUGCAGCCACCUCCGCUGGAGGAUCAAUAACAUCAUUGCCUCGGAAUCCUACUACACCUACGCCACGUCUUCCAGAGUCUUUAGCUUGUCAUCUCAGCCAAGUUUCGAGGCCAUCUCCAAGGUCCCCUCCCAAGUAGACACCAAGGUGGAAAACCAAGAGGAUCAGCCUAAAUUGGAGCCAGCCGAGGAGAAUCAGCCAGAGAGCCUACUAUCUGCCCAACCCUCAGCCUCCCUUAGCUCUCUUUAGAAAUGCAACCUGUCACCUGCCCCAGUUUUGCUUGAAUGUUCACUUCUUUUUCAGACUCAAAUAAAGCCUCA